Molecule: messenger RNA, 3315 nt
Organism: Trachemys scripta elegans
Lineage: Eukaryota; Metazoa; Chordata; Testudines; Emydidae
Gene: ILDR2
Product: immunoglobulin like domain containing receptor 2
Exons: 10
Coding region: 515-2464 (649 amino acids)
Biological process (GO): pancreas development
Cellular component (GO): membrane
Source: RefSeq, a predicted model, not a curated record
UUCUCUGUCUCUCACCCACUGUCUCGCUCCCUGCCACUAGACACUGGAUUGCUCAGCGAUGAACUCUUUUUUGCUCCUGGACAGCUUCAAUGGACAGCCAUGUGAUUUAGAAACUCCAGUUACCACAGCAGCCUGCAGUACGGGGGGGUAAAAGGAGGAGGAGUGGAGCAAAAAUUAAAAAAAGAGCUUUCCUGCUGUUUGGGCUCAGUCUGUGGAAAUAUAGCUUGCUAAGUAGAGGUUUCCAAUCUCAUCUGAGAUUGAUCUGGAGGCCACUGGGGGAGUGGAAACCUGGGACCUAAAAGUACCUUUCCUUUCGUCCCCAACACAGUGGUAGCUUCCAUUCAGAAGUCUCUACGAUUCACACACUGGGUGGCUGCUGAGCCCCGCAGAUAACGGUGAAGGGAAUACUUAGGUGCCAGUUGAUUCAUACCAGGAGGGCUCUUUAUUUUUCUUUGUGGUUCCAGUGUUUUUCCUCCCCGUCUGUCUUUCUUUCCUGCAUGGAAAGACAAGGACGAUGGAUGGAUUCUUGGUAGGAUGGAUCGUUCUGCUGUGGGUAACAGCACUUGCUGAGGGACUGCAGGUCACGGUGCCUGAAAAGAAGAAGGUUGCUAUGCUGUUUCAGCCUGCCCUGCUUCGCUGCCACUUUUCUACUUCCUCCACGCAGCCGGCUGUGGUGCAAUGGAGGUUUAAAUCCUACUGCCAAGACCGCACGGGAGAAGCUUUGGGUCUGGCCACCUCAGGGAUACAAGCGGUGAGCAAAAGGAACCUGGAGUGGGAUCCCUACCUGGACUGCGUGGACAGCAGAAGGACGGUCCGUGUCGUAGCCUCCAAGCAGGGAUCCGCGGUCACAAUAGGGGACUUCUAUAAGGAAAGAGAUGUCACCAUUGUCCAUGAUGCAGACCUCCAUAUUGGGAAGCUGAUGUGGGGAGACAGUGGGCUCUAUUACUGUCUCAUCAUCACCCCUGACGACUUGGAGGGCAAGAAUGAGGAGUCAGUGGAGCUGCUGGUUCUGGGCAGGACAGGGCUGCUUGCUGAUCUCUUGCCCAGUUUUGCUGCGGAGAUUAUGCCAGAGUGGGUGUUUGUGGGCCUGGUGAUCCUGGGGGCUUUCCUGUUUUUUCUCCUGGUUGGGAUCUGCUGGUGCCAGUGCUGCCCACAUAGCUGCUGCUGCUACGUCCGCUGUCCCUGCUGUCCAGAUUCCUGCUGCUGUCCACGGGCAUUGUAUGAAGCGGGCAAGGCUGCAAAAGCUGGAUACCCAUCUGCUGUCACCUCCAUCCCAGGUCCUUACUACAUCCCCACUGUUCCGGGAGCUGGCGUGCCAUCUCCUGUUGUGCUGAUGGAGAAGUCGCAUCCCCCUCCCCUAGCACCAAGUGACUCCAGUGGAGGAAGCCAAAAUGCAGUGCGCAAGGGGUACAGGAUCCAGGCCGACAAGGAGAGGGACUCCAUGAAGGUGUUGUACUACGUCGAGAAAGAACUGGCACAGUUUGACCCAGCCAGGAGGAUGCGAGAGCGAUUAUCUGUUUCUCUCCCCUGUGUCCUGGCAGAUAACAACACCAUCUCUGAACUCAGCUCCCUGCACGAGGACUCGAACUUCCGUCAGCCUUACCGGCAGGUGCGAAGGAAACCCCUCCCUCCUGCGGGGGACCUGGAUGGUGAUGCGGAGUACUGGGCAGGGGUGAUCAGCGGAGGUGGUGCAUCAAGGACACAGGCAGUUUCUGAUUACAGGGAGGAGAGGGACAACUUUAAGCACAGCCAGCAGAGAUCGAAGUCGGAAAUGCUGUCAAGGAAGAACUUCUCUGUGGGUGUGCCGGCCGUCUCCAUGGACGAGCUGGCGGCCUUCGCAGAGUCCUACAGCCAGCGCACCCGCCGGACAGAUGUUGGCCAGGAGCCCAGGCGUUUUGAGAGGUCGGAGUCACGAGGGGGACGCGGCGGGGUGGCACAGCACCAGGACAGUUCCUCGGAGGAGUACUAUGGAAAGCGCAGGGGAAACCGCGAGCCGCUGACAGACUCGGAUCGGGGCUGGUCAUACAGCCCACCCAGGAGACGGGCCCAUGAUGAGAAGCACCUGCCCAGGCUGGUGAGCCGGACGCCUGGAGGGAGUCAGAAGUAUGACCACUCCUACCUCAGCAGCGUUCUAGAGAGGAAGUCCCGGAGCUAUGAGGAGAGUGGCGAACGGAGUGAGACACCCUCGAAGCUGAGCUCGCAGCCCAGCCAGCGAGGGGGAACGUAUUACGCCUGGUCACCGCCGUCCACCUACAAAGCAGGGCAGCAGCAGCAGCAGCAACAGCCGCCAAAGCAAGAGGAAGGAGAAGACACCCUGCCUCCAUACAGCGAGAGGGAGCUGAGCCGGGGCCCUUCGUACAGGACCAGGGAGCAGGCUUACCUCAACGCCUCGGACAAGAAGAGGAAAAAGGAGCCCAAGAAAACAGUGAGGCCGUGUCUGGCGCUCCUGAUCCAAAUGGGAUGAGCGGGGAACACCAGAAUGAUUUCCCAACCAGGAUGUCCCUUGUGGUUUGAUGUUGUCACAGAAGAGUCGUGUUGAUGGGCUGGGUACCAAGAGGUGGCCGUGAGGCUGAGAUACAGAGCCCUGAGCAAACAAGUCCCAAUGAACCUUUGCAGCCACCAGCCAUGGACAUUCUCUUUCAACUGUCUGUUUCACCAUGGGAGUGAAGGCCAUCUGUAGAGGCAGACUCCAACGAAUAGCUCACAUCCCACUUGCUGUGGGAGAGUCCUUCAGGAAAAUCUAUGAUAGGGCUCUCUUUGGAACUCUGUUCCACAUUGCAAGGCAGCUGUCACCAUAUUCUGUGUCCCAAGGGUCCCAAACUGUAAGAGAGGCUGGCUUCUUGCCUCUCACCCCAGAAUGCUUCAUCCCACAUUAGGAUAGACCUUUCUCCAUACUGCUUGCUCUCACUGUUUCCCAUGGCCUAGACUUGGAAGGAAGUUGUCUUCACGCCUCUCGCACUCAGCGCCUUAGGAGCUGGGGACUGCCUCUCACACUCAUCACACCGAGGAGUCUCCAUGUCCCAUCUUUUCCAUGCUGGGAGGAGGCCUCAUUCUAAGAACUGCAGGUUUCCUCAAGAUGGCAAGGCCCCAUCCCCUGAAAGUUCUGAAAGAAAAUCUCUAACAAAAAACCGCUGAGCGUGUCACUAUGCUAAGGGCUGAGCAGGGAGAGAAACAAGCGUGGGUUGGUCUGUUUGAUAUUUUUAGUCCUGUUCAUUCAGUGAUGGGAACUGCGAGUGAGAUUUUAUGUACUGUUUUAAAAGUGGAUCUAAGUAGAUUUUAUUGUAAUGAGAACAUAACAUGGUUCUUCUCACUGUU